Molecule: messenger RNA, 993 nt
Organism: Oryza sativa Japonica Group (Japanese rice)
Lineage: Eukaryota; Viridiplantae; Streptophyta; Magnoliopsida; Poales; Poaceae
Product: ethylene-responsive transcription factor ABR1
Biological process (GO): regulation of DNA-templated transcription; ethylene-activated signaling pathway
Molecular function (GO): DNA binding; DNA-binding transcription factor activity
Source: RefSeq, a predicted model, not a curated record
CUCCCCCACGUAUCGAUCAUGCCCUCAGCAAGAUCAAGUGCACGUUCGAUCUCGACGUCGCCUUGAUCGAUCGAUGCGGUCGCCGGCAAUGGCGGCGCUCUUCGAGGCCGCGGAGACGGCGGCCAUCGUGGCUGCGCUGACGCGCGUCAUUGCCGACGGCGGGCGUGGAGGCAGCGGCGCCGGCGUGCCGCCGCCCGCGCCAUCGUUGGUGGUGCCGCCGCUGGCGGGAACGGGCGGCGGGCGGCGCGUCGACGUUGCGCGGGAGGAGGAGAUGGUCGGCGUCGUCUCCGCGGGAGAUCACACCGGCGAGGCAAGCGUGGCCGCGGCGGGGGUGGUGGUGGCGGCGCCGGCGACAGCGCGCAGGUACCGCGGGGUGAGGCGGCGGCCGUGGGGCAAGUGGGCGGCGGAGAUCAGGGACCCGAGGAAGGCGGCGCGCGUCUGGCUGGGCACCUUCCGCACCACCGAGGACGCGGCGCGCGCCUACGACGCCGCCGUGCUCCGCUUCCGCGGGCGCCGCGCCAAGCUCAACUUCCCCGAGGAGGCGUCCCGCCCGCGCCGCCCGUGGAAGGGUCACGACGUCGAUCACAUGUCCUGCUCGCCACCAUCGAUCGCGAACGCUCGCUUUCUGGGUUCGUGGAUCUUCGGACCUCCGCCGCCGUCGCGGUCCGUCGCGGCGGCGACAACGACUCUGCUUGGUGGGAGCCAUGGAAGCAACGGAGCAGAUAAUGGGAGGGAAUAGCGGGACAAAAAGGGCGGGAGAGAUGGGAAUCGUCGUCCCGGGUACUCUCUAGUCCACAUAACUAGACUAGAUUAGCAUUUCGUUUUGUUUCGACGUAUUUAUUUUGUUUUAAGAUGUUGGUGUAGCUUUUUUUUCUUCUUCUUUUCGUUCUUCUUGGAUAAUGCUGCUGCAUUUUGUUUGAUAUUAUCGGUAGCACUGUUUGGUGAUGUUUUAAUAUAUUUCUAAAUAAAAGUUCCUUGUGUUUCUCUGUACAU